GUCAACACCAGACAAGCAACAUGUCUGACAACGAACGCCCACGCGAUCGUAAUCGCGAACGAGACAGUCGCCGAGAGCAACGGGAAGGUCGCGAUCAGGGCGGCGCACCCAGCGAGCGGCGCAACCGCUCACGCAGCCCACGGCGAGACCGCGGAGGUGGAGGUGGAGGAGGAGCCGGUGCCCGACGCGACAACCGCUACCGCUCACGCUCGCCUUUCAAGCGAGAAGAACGAGGAGGUCGAGGACGAGGCGGCGAGCGGGAUAGCGAUGAGCGAACACGCAGCGGUCCUGUGCCCCCCAAAGGCCCGCGCAACGGCCCCGGACCUCGACGCGCCGACUUUCCUCCCAAGCCUGUUAGAGUCGCUUCGCCACCCGUGGAGACACCAGAUAUCGAGAUGACGGAGGACAAGCAGAAGCCAGAGGACAUGGACGAUGACGAGUGGGCCAUGAUGCAGACCAUGGGCUUCAGUGGCUUCAAGAGCACCAAGAACACGAAGGUGCCGGGGAAUGACAAAAACUUCGGUAUAAGGCGGGAUAAGACUAUGGAGGCGAGACAGUACAUGAACCGACAGGGCGGGUUCAACAGGCCACUUUCGCCAGGCCGAGGAUGAGGAGGGGCAGGUUUUGGUUCUGUCAAGGUCGGAUCCUCUGGACAUUUCAUUUUCCGUGUCGGGCUUUGAGGUUUAUGUGCAGCUCGCAAUGAGGAGGGCACAUGUGUACCUGAUGCGACCUGGUACGGACGAAGCCGCACGCGCUGAGGUUCUUUUGGCCUACGAGACAUCUGCGCUGGGGUCCACUGGGACCUACAUCUGUAAGGGACAUAGUCAUGGUACGGCACCCUUCCAUUCUUCAAUUACCUGGUGUGUUCGUCGGUCUGACUGGAAUUUCAAGGAGAUGGGAAAUGGGAAGAAGUGGUUACUCAAGGCGUAUGGCGAAGCGACAAUCGAACCUAGUGUUUACUUUAUUCUCUUCAAAAAGUCUUAAACGCAAAUUUUAUG
Dothidotthia symphoricarpi CBS 119687 is the source of this 998-nucleotide messenger RNA. RefSeq lists its product as uncharacterized. Gene Ontology annotation, biological process: RNA splicing. Gene Ontology annotation, cellular component: precatalytic spliceosome. The transcript has a single exon. The record is from RefSeq and is a predicted model, not a curated record. Lineage: Eukaryota; Fungi; Ascomycota; Dothideomycetes; Pleosporales; Dothidotthiaceae. Bases 21 to 611 code for a protein of 196 amino acids.